AUGCGUUCAAAAAACCCUAAAAAUCUUUCACUAUCUUUACAUAAUUCAGAUAUAAUAUCUGAAGUAGAAAAUCAACAGCAACAAACAUUUAAUAAAAAUAAAAAAUUUAAACAACUUUUAAUAUUAGGAGAAAAUUAUAAUUAUAAUAAUGAGAUUAAUGAUAUUUAUUCAUUUAAUUUAAUUUUACCAAAUCCUCCAAAACCUGAAUUAAAAGAUUUAAUUAUAAUACCAGGUCAUUCAAUUUAUCUAGGAGGAAGAGUUAGUAAUGGCAAUAUCAAAGAUGAUUUAGAAGAUUUGGACAAUUGGAUUUUAGAAGAUUAUCAAAGAAAUAUUGAUCAUGUUAAAACUUUUAUGAAACACAUUGAAAGAGGAUUGGAAUUGCUUGGUAAAAAUAAUGAAUCUUUGCUAAUUUUUAGUGGUGGUCAAACAAGGUUUACAGCAGGUCCAAAGACAGAAUCACAAAGUUAUUGGGAAUAUGCAAAAGAUUCAUAUGAAAAUUUAAUAUUUUCUAUAUGUAGAUUUUAUGAAUUCACAGGAAAUUAUCCAAAUAAAAUUACAAUAAUAGGAUUUAAAUUUAAAUCUACAAGAUUUAUUAAUUUACAUAGGCUUGCAAUUAAAUUUCCAUUAGAAAGGUUUAACUAUAUUGGGAUUGAUCCUGAGAACAAUUUAUUAGAUUCAGAGGCUGACUUAUAUGGAUGUCAUGAUAAAUUACAGAAGAAAAAAUUAUUGAGAAAUCCAUUUAGAAGAAGGUAA
Entrophospora sp. SA101 is the source of this 753-nucleotide messenger RNA. The record is from the annotation of a GenBank genome assembly. Lineage: Eukaryota; Fungi; Glomeromycota; Glomeromycetes; Entrophosporales; Entrophosporaceae.